AUGGAAGGGAGAUGCCUGAUGCUGAUGAGCUUCGGGCAGAUGGCUGAAAGCAUUGGGACCGAAAUGCACUUACCGAAACUGCCAGCCCACCGCAUUCUUAAAAUAUCUGAGUAUGGUAAUGUGAUGCUAUGCCGGUCUGUAAAUAUUAUACUUCGGAUGGAAACGGCCCGUUCUGCUGAACUUUCAAGUCGACUAUUCAAAGCAGCUAUUCUUUCUGGAAAUGGACGCAUUUCAUAG
This is a messenger RNA of Protopolystoma xenopodis, 237 nucleotides long. The record is from the annotation of a GenBank genome assembly. NCBI's taxonomy places the organism in Eukaryota, Metazoa, Platyhelminthes, Monogenea, Polystomatidea, Polystomatidae.